AUGGAGAAAGUUGGAUAUUGUACGUGGGCUGCGGCUGAGUCGAAGCGAAAAUGUGAGUUGAGUUCUCAUGUUCUUGCACCGGCUGCCACUGCGGCUUCACACGGCGAUUCAUGGGAAGAACAAGCUUUUGCAGAAGAUGCAUCUGGACUUCUUGGAGGGUGUAUAUGGCCUCCCAGAUCUUAUAAUUGCAGGUUUUGUAGAAGAGAGUUCAGGUCAGCUCAAGCCCUAGGUGGUCACAUGAAUGUCCACAGAAGGGAUAGAGCUAGACUAAGGCAGUCCCCAGUUCCACAAACUUAUGAACUAGCUCUAAAUCCUUGCCAAUCUUUUGAAGUUCAUGAAUAUCCAUCUCAAUCUGAUCAGAUUUAUACCUUCGUUUACAACCCAGCCAAUUCUGAUCCUGAUCCUAAUAGGGUUUCAGAUCAAAACCAGAAAGUGAGUUCUAAAAAAAGGGUUUCUUCCCAUGGUUCAUUUUUGCCAAUAAUUCAAGAACACCACCACAAGAACAUGGUGUCACUAUCCCCUCCUUCCUCGUCCAGGAAGAAACCAAAGAUCUCAGAAUCCAGUAAUAGGGCUAAAGAAGAUUAUCAGGCCUUGGAUUUGUCUGAGAGCUUGAAUCCAACUCGAACAAAUGCAUCCAGCGAUGAAGAAGUUGCAAGUUGCAAAAGAAGGAAAGUAGACGCAAAUCCAUUGAUUUUCUUCCAAAAACUGAGUCCAAUACUUGAUAGAUGUCAUCCCCAAUCAGAGAUGCAUAAACUGUGUUCUAGCUCUACGGAGGAAUUGGAUCUGGAGCUACGGCUUGGUGUGAAGUAA
Fraxinus pennsylvanica is the source of this 810-nucleotide messenger RNA. The record is from the annotation of a GenBank genome assembly. NCBI's taxonomy places the organism in Eukaryota, Viridiplantae, Streptophyta, Magnoliopsida, Lamiales, Oleaceae.